Dioszegia hungarica is the source of this 5466-nucleotide messenger RNA. RefSeq lists its product as uncharacterized. Bases 1 to 5466 code for a protein of 1821 amino acids. The transcript is spliced from 7 exons. NCBI's taxonomy places the organism in Eukaryota, Fungi, Basidiomycota, Tremellomycetes, Tremellales, Bulleribasidiaceae. Gene Ontology annotation, molecular function: catalytic activity. The record is from RefSeq and is a predicted model, not a curated record.
AUGGCGGGCAUACUCAACGGCGUAGGCGGGCUGGUCGGUGCGGGCGUCAAGGGGCUGCUGGAUAUGGCGGAGGGGUAUAUGCAUCUCAACGAGGAGGAAAAGGAAGGGGAGAAUGCUGGGACGCCGAGACAGGCGAAAGCUAGGAUAGCCGAGGGAAAGGCUUCACCGGUCGAUAUCGCCUCUACCACGACAGGCUCAUCUCCAGCGUCUUCGUCCACCUCGGCGGCGUCCUCGGCGUUCUCGCACAUAUCGAUCACACAGACCAAGCUCGUCGAGCUGGUGGAUGUGCCGUCGGGGUGGAUACAUUUACAGUCUACCUAUCUGGACGGAACGGGGAGUGAGCGCAAGGUCCGGAGUUUCGGGCUGAGAAAUCUGGGUCAGGAGGCGAUACAGGUGGAAGUGGGAAGCGAUAUGGGGUCACAGAUUGUGUUCUGGAAAGGAGAUGAUGAGAAAGACAUGUCGUCCGCGGCAUCCUACUCGACCUCGUCCUCCGCUUCGAAUACUGCCGGAACGCCCACUCUCACCGCCAUUCUACCCUCACUUUCCACACACACCUUCUACCUCGCUUUUACACCUUCUCAUUCGCAAAUCGCCUCGCCGCCCAACCCUUUGUCCCCCUCGUCCGAGGGCGGCUUCACACCUCGCCUCCUCCCUGCUCUUUCCCGUCAAAUGUCCAACGAUGUCGCUUCGGUACCCAUCAUCCCGGGCGGUCUCUCCUCAUCCUCCUCAGCCUCGGACUCGGUUUCCGUUGGCUCAAGCCAAUCCGUCGCAGGCAGCUUCAAAGGUCCCACCAAUAUCCGGCGCCAAGAACCCGUCCAUCGCGCAUUCUCGGUCCAUGGCUCCAUCUCCAUCCACGCGGCUUCUUCUUCUGCGCCCAUCGCCAUGCAACACAUCGGUCUCCCCUUCUUUGCUACCGUCUGCAAAUCCCUCUUUACCGCGGCACUCAUCGAUCCCACCUCUGGCCUCGCCUCGAGCGCUCAGCAGUCCUCGGGGCAGAUGGUCAUUGAUUUCGGAUCGGACUCGAUUGUCGGGCAGGAAUAUCACCGGGAUAUCCUGCUCGUCAAUCGCUCCGAGAUCGAGCUGGUAUGGAUGACGGCGGUCGUCAAUGCCAGAUACAAGGACGCCGCGUGGUUCUCCCUUCGAGACCUCGACUCGGAGAACGUGUUUGGCGUGGACACGUCCAGUCAGCCCGUACCCCUCCCGGCUCUGUCAUCUCGGCAUCUCCGGCUCGAAUUGCGCGUCAAGCAGCCCGUUCCCGAUUUCAGCUUUGACUUUGUCAUUUCCAACGUCAAUCAAUCAGGAAACCUCGUCACCUGUCGCGCGGUCGGUUCGGGGCAGCCAGAGUCGACAGACACCUCGCUCAAGGUGCUGAGCGGGACGACGCUGGACUUUGGGCAGAUUACGGAUGGCGUCUGGGCAAAGAAGCUCGUGACGUGCAAGAACGCGGGGGAUCGGCCGCUGGAUAUCAAGCUGUCGGGGUCGGAGGGACUGGAUGUGGUCUUUAGACUGGCCGGGGUGGCGGGGGACGAUAUGGAUGAGGAUAUCCCGAUGGAGAAGCUGUUGCCGAGCGGGAAGAAGACUGCGGAGCUGGCGUUGUCGAGGCAGUCGACAAGGGACAGCAUGCACGAUGCUGGCUCCCUCCUACACUCGGACGGCGCAUCAGCGGAUGGCGAAUCCCACGCCUCAUCAUCACAUCGCGGGACCAGCGUGUCUACCAAUCGCGAUCCCUCGGUCACUCCCUCCCAUCCCCUCUCCCGCGUCGCCUCCCAUACCUCCAGCUAUCGCGUCCACACGGAUGCGACCGAGUCGGACGAGGAGGAGCUCGAAGCGCCCUUCUUCUCCAACCGGGACAUCGUCUCCACCUCCCCGCCUGCACCUCGGCCGGACAUGUCCCAGUCCAUCGAGUGUAUCACCGACCGCGCCAUCCCCAAUCAGAUCGAGGAGCUCGCUAUGCGGCCAGGGACCGAGUACCGCAUAUUCGUCCUCUUCCGGCCGGCUCGCGAUACUACCAAUUCCCCAGACAUCGCCGGCUCCCUCCGCACUACCAAAUUCAAAGUCUACAUUGACUCCACUCCCUCAUCCCGCUCCUCCUCCUCCACCAACGCUACUCCCACUCGGCAAACCCUCCACUGCCAAGCCGAAUCCUGCACCUCCCUUAUCGCCAUCGCCUCGGGCGCCAAGGUGGACUUUGGCGAAGUCACGGUCGGCGCUUCCAAGUCGACCACCCUGCGGAUCAAGAAUCUGAGCCAAUUGUCGGCCAAGAUUGAGAUUGCGGCGAUCAGCAAGGUGCUGAGUACAAACCGGAAUGUGAUUGUCAUUCCGCCGCUGGAGGAGGUGGAGGAGAAGAUGGAGUUCUUCCCGAGGCGGAUCAAUGAGCGGUACGAGAAGCAGGUGUUUGUGCGGAAUUUGUUGAAUAGAGCCAACGACCAACUCGUCGAGAUCCGCUCCAAGAACAUCGACAUCAACAAUGUCACCCUCCAUUCCCACCUUUACCGUAUCCUCACUCCCGCCGGCGCAAACUUUCUCGACUUUGGCUCCGUCAUCAUCAACUCCCCUACCGUUCGCACACUCCUGUUCGAGAACCUCACCACCGCACCGCUCGUCCUCGCGCUCAUGGCGUCCCAGCCAGAGGACGUUGAGCUGUACGUCAAGCUCGAAGACUGCGAGCAGCCGCUCGAGAAGAGUAUGGUGUUUACGGGCAAGUAUGCGGAUACUUCUGCGUUGGAGCGGGUGACCUCGCCGCAGAAUGGCGCUUUGAAGGAGAGGUUUAUGGAGACGUUGCGGGAGUUGGGGAGUAGGCCGGCCGUAUCGGCGCCAAAGACCAAGGGGAAGACGAAGGGGUUGGGGAAGGAGGUGGAAAAGGCGGCGAAAGCGAAGGAAGGGGAGGACACGGCGGUAUCGGCAGCGCCAAAGCCGUCUAUCGGGGCGGCGGUCGCUGCGGCGCUGAGAAAAGGCGGACGCGGUCGGCCGGUCCAGCUGUACGGGAACGCAGUGAUGUUCAAGGAUCGGAGCUUGCUUGACGAGCACGAGCACUUGGAUCUAGCUGCCGGACCACCUAUCUCGGCGCACCGGACCUCCCCUCAUUCCAAAAAGACCGCCCUACUCGAUACCAUCGAAUCGGAGGAUAAGGCCAAGCUCUCGGGACAGCGUAUACCCAAGCUGGACUUUGCCGCUUCUGCCAAAGCCACCGGGCUCGUCGCCAAAGACACCAAGGCCAAGCGGAGGUCUGUCCAUCCCCAGCCUCAACAGCCGGUCUCGCCAAAGGUCGCUGACGCUCCGGAGAAGCCGGCAGGUCCGAUGCCCAAUAUCGCCUCUAUGAUCAGCACAGCGUUCGUACCCAACUCUGGUCCACCUACACCGGACGGGACCAAGUCACCCGCCUUGACUGGCAAGCGAGCCGAGCCAAAGCCGGAGGCGCUCUCCUCGGGAGACGUAUCCAAGAUGCCGGUGGAUGAGCUGCUCCUCGCGAUCGAGGCACACGAUGCCAAGCGGAGCACGGCUGGCUCCUCCUGGACUUUGGAGGAAGAAGAGGUCUUUGUCAAGCGGGCCAUCUCGCUUCGCAAGGAACUCGCCAACCUCAUCUCCUCGGGUCGGCUCGUACCCGCCAGCCAACUCCAUAUCGCCCCGUUGGCCUCACGACAGCUCAUCGUCGUCAUGACCCCAAACGGCUCCAUAAGGCCGCACGUCACGACCCGGCCAAAACGGGCAGACUCGCGGCUCUUUAUCCGCCUGAACGAGUUUGACCGGACAUACCUCUCCACUGCGAACGCGCAGGUGGAGCAGCGGGAUCUGCCGGUGCGGGAUCUGAUUGUGCGGAGCAGCUGUGUGAGGAGCGUACUCGAGGUGCAGCAGACGAGUAUCAAUAUGGGGAAUUGCGAAAAGGGCGAGGUCAAGUCCAAGACUAUUGUCAUUCAGAACAAAUCCGACUCGAUCGGACUCUUCAGACUCCGCACGUCCGGCUCGAUUGCGUCCGGCGAUCUCAAGCUCGGAUUGGGUCGAUACGGCGUGAUCUCUGCGUUCGGGCGGAAAGAGGUCGAGAACUUUAGCUUCACCCCGUCCCUCGUCGGCAACUACCAAGAGAAUAUCGUCAUCGAGAACGUCCUCGACUCUUACCAGGACCAAAAUGUCGCGGUCAAGGCGAACGUACGGAAACAGCCCAACUUUGCGGUCCAGCCUGCGCUACUGGACUUUGGGGUCAUUGAGCGCUCGGCACCCAUCUCGGCCGCCAGCUCAGCUUCCACCUCGGUCAAGGCGCUCGUCUUUGUGUUGACCAACACCUCCAAGUCUGAGCGGGUCUUUGCUGUCGAAGUGGCGCCGCGCUCGGCCGACGGUGGAGAGGCGUUCGAGGUGUCAAUCUCGCAGGACGAAAGCGAUGCGGGGACGGCGCUGAGUAAAGAGCAGGAAGAGGAGGCGGAGGGGAUGCUUCAAAAGCUGAAGAUUGCGCGGAGGAAGGGGAAGCCGGACAAGAUCCAGAAGUACGAGUCGAGGUUGACUGAGCUGGGGGUGGAGUUUCCGCCUGCGCCGGUGUCCGCAUCGAAUGGGGGCGGGGCGGAGUCGGAUGUGGAACCCGAUGGUUCCGAAGGGAAGACCGGAGGAGAGACGGCGGAUAAGGAGGGGCCGGGCAGUCCGGGCAGCGCGGUCCCGGCCGGGGCAGAAACGCAGGACGAGGCCGAUGUCGAUGAGGUCGGACCCCAGGCUUGCGUCUCGACGCUCGCCAUCACGCUCUCGGCCUCGCAAAAGACCAAAAUCUCGGUCCAGCUCAUUCGUCGACCCGAUGUUUCUGGCUCAGAGGGUGACUUCACGGCCCAGAUCAAGGUGUACGAGAAGAAGAAUACGGACGAGACGUUCGUGGUCAAUGUGUCGGCGGCGCAGGGGACGACGGAGGUGAAGGACGAUGCGGGUGCCGUGCAAAAUGCUCUUCAUAUCGCUCUCAUGCGACAUUGUCUCGAUCUCACCCUCCAAUGUCCCGUCUCGCCCACUGCCUUCUGCGUCGGCUCGACCCUUUUCCUACCCUCUACCUCGACGCUCUAUCUCGCUCUCCAAUCCCACUUCCCCACCUUCUCCACUGGCUCCAAUACAAGUCCCGCUGGUCUCAUUCUCGACAACGGCUACUCGCGGCAAAUACCGGGAAACACCCACGCUGAAGCCAACGCCCUGACCAAUUUCCGAGCUCGAUAUGCCGAGUUGGCAAAAGCCCAGGAGCUACCUGGGGUAGAGGAGAUAUUGGGGGAGGCGGACUGCUAUGCUACGAUGGAGCCAUGCUCUGUACGGACUAGCGGCGGACCGAGUUGUGCGUUGGAGCUGGUCAGAUCCAAGGUUCGGACGGUGUAUCUUGGAGUAGAAGAACCGGCCGACUUUGUACAAUGCGAAGGCGUCCAGAUAUUACAGGACGGAGGAGUCAUUGUCAGGCGGACGAUAGGGCUGGAAGAGGAAUGCCUCAAGGCGGCUCGGAGAGGACGGAUAUGA